This is a messenger RNA of Tupaia belangeri chinensis (Chinese tree shrew), 2690 nucleotides long. Its product is annotated as dnaJ homolog subfamily C member 9. Gene Ontology annotation, cellular component: cytoplasm; nucleus. Gene Ontology annotation, molecular function: heat shock protein binding. The record is from RefSeq and is a predicted model, not a curated record. The transcript is spliced from 17 exons. NCBI's taxonomy places the organism in Eukaryota, Metazoa, Chordata, Mammalia, Scandentia, Tupaiidae. Bases 35 to 2647 code for a protein of 870 amino acids.
CUAAGGGGUUCGUGAAGGCAGCUCCUUUUCCAGCAUGGGGCUGCUGGAAUUGUGUGAGGAAGUAUUUGGUACCGCCGACCUCUACCGGGUGCUGGGAGUGCGGCGCGAGGCCUCGGAAGGCGAAGUCCGACGGGGCUACCACAAGGUGUCUCUGCUGGUGCACCCGGACCGGGCGGGCGAAGGCGACAAGGAGGAUGCCACUCGCCGCUUUCAGAUCCUGGGGAAAGUCUAUUCCGUUCUAAGUGACAAAGAGCAGAGAGCAGUGUACGAUGAGCAGGGAACAGUGGACGAGGACUCUGCUGCGCUCAGUCAAGACCGAGACUGGGAGGCCUAUUGGAGGUUACUCUUUAAGAAGAUAUCUCUAGAGGACAUUCAAGCUUUUGAAAAGACAUACAAAGGUUCUGAAGAAGAGCUGGCUGACAUUAAACAGGCUUAUCUGGACUUCAAAGGUGACAUGGAUCAGAUCAUGGAGUCUGUGCUUUGUGUGCAGUACACAGAAGAACCCAGAAUACGAAACAUCAUCCAGCAAGCUAUUGAUGCCAGGGAGGUUCCAUCCUAUAAUGCUUUUGUGAAAGAAUCAAAACAAAAGAUGAAUGCAAGGAAAAGGAGGGCUCAGGAAGAGGCUAAAGAAGCAGAAAUAAGCAGGAAGGAAUUGGGGCUUGAUGAAGGAAUGGAUAACUUGAAGGCAGCCAUUCAGUUUUCUCAAAGAAAAAUGGAGGAAAAUACGAAGCAUGCUACAGUGGAAGACACUGUGGAGUACCACCUGUUCCUGAUACCAGAUGACUCAAAGGACCCAGAAAAACACAAAGAGAUUCUUCAAAAGUAUAUUGAGAGAAUAAUGACCCACUUUGCACCUGUGCUGGCCCCCUAUAUCUGGCAGAAUCAGCCUUUUAAUCUCAAAUAUAAACCAGGGAAAGGAGGUGUUCCCGCUCAUAUUUUUGGCAUUACAAAGUUUGGGGAUAACAUUGAGGAUGAAUGGUUUAUUGUUUAUAUAAUAAAGCAGAUUACAAAGGAAUUUCCAGAACUAGUAGCAAGGAUUGAAGACAAUGAUGGUGAAUUCUUGUUAAUAGAAGCUGCUGACUUUCUCCCUAAGUGGCUGGACCCUGAUAAUAGCACCAAUAGGGUGUUUUUCUACCAUGGGGAAUUGUGCAUUAUUCCUGUACCAAGGAAAUCUGGAGCAGGAUCCUGGUCACCUUCCACACCUCCAACAAUCCUGCAGGCAUUGAAUAUAAUCUCAACACAUCCAGAAAAAAUUGUGGCUUCAGAAUCUAUACAAGCUGCUGUGAACAGGCGCAUCAGAGAGUACCCUGAAAAAAUUCAAGCCUCCCUUCAUCGAGCACACUGCUUCCUUCCUGCUGGCAUUGUAGCAGUGCUGAAGCAACAUCCCAGAUUGGUAGCUGCAGCAGUUCAGGCAUUUUACCUGCGGGACCCCGUUGACCUGAGAGCCUGUCGUAUUUUCAAGACAUUCCUGCCUGAAACACGAAUAAUGACAUCGGUCACUUUCACUAAAUGUCUGUAUGCACAGCUGGUUCAGCAAAGGUUUGUGCCAGACCGGCGGAGUGGAUACAUGCUGCCUUCUCCAUGCCACCCCCAGUACCGAGCCCAUGAAUUGGGCAUGAAGUUGGCUCAUGGAUUUGAGAUUUUAUGCUCCAAGUGUAGCCCACAUUUUUCUGACUCCAAGAAAUCCCUCAUAACUACCUCUCCACUCUGGGCUGGUUUCCUUGAAAGCCUGAAAAAGAAUGACUUCUUUAAGGGACUGCUGGAAGGUUCUGCUGCAUACCAGGAAAGGCUAGAGAUGGCAAAGAACUACUUCCAACUUUCAGUAAACCGACCAGAAGGCUGUCUUGCUAUGAGCCCAGGUGAAGAAAUCCUAACCUUGUUACAGACAAUACCAAUUAAUAUUGAAGAGCUUAAAAAAGAAGAAGAUAAUCUUCCCCAAGAGGAUGAUGACCAGUGGUUAGAUCUCUCACCAGAUCAGCUGGACCAGUUACUACAGGAAGCUGCUGGCAAAAAAAAGUCAAAGGCCAUUUCCAAAGAGGAGGAGGAUCAGAACUAUGACUUAAGUCAAGUCUCAGAGAGCAUGAAAGCUUUCAUAUCCAAAGUCUCCACCCACAAGGGAGCAGAGCUGCCCCGAGAACCUUCCGAGGCUCCAAUCACUUUCGAUGCAGAUUCUUUUCUUAAUUAUUUUGAUAAGAUUUUAGGGCCAGGCCCUCAGGCUUCAGACUCCGACGAUCUGGAUGAGGAAGAGUUUGAAUGUUUGGACAGUGAUGAUGACUUGGACCUUGGAACACAGGAGCCUGAGGAAGAGACUACUCUGAAAGGAACUCUUGAUGAUCUCAAGUCAUACAUGGCCCAGAUGGACCAGGAACUAGCACUUACCAGCAUUGGCAAAAGUUUUACCACCCGAAAACAAGUGGAACCUGAAUCCCCGACUGCCAAAAAUAAUUCAGAUGAAGAAGAGUCAGGUACAGGAGAACCUGCUCUAGCACCGGUCGAUGUAGACCUGAAUCUGGUUUCAAAUAUAUUGGAUUCCUAUAGCUCCCAAGCUGGUCUGGCAGGGCCUGCUUCCAACCUUUUACAAAGCAUGGGGGUGCAGCUGCCUGACAACACUGAUCACAGAACCUCAAGUAAGCCAAGGAAAUAUUAACCAGCAUUCCUUCUUCUUUUUGAAUAAAUACCUAGUCUCUUUC